AGCACACGUCACACAGCAACGCGAGAGUUGGAAGCUGAGUUCACAAGGAUUUCAAAGUGUUUUCCUAGCGAUCAACAAGCAGAAUAGCGAAUAAAACAGGAGCCGACAACAUGAAGAACUUUACGGAUGUGGUGCACAAAUUCUACAACGAGUACACGCUCAAAACGCCCAAGAAGCUGAAAGUGGUCGACGCCUACUUACUUUACGUCCUGCUAACCGGCAUCACGCAGUUUGUGUACUGCUGCCUCGUUGGAACAUUCCCGUUCAACUCUUUCCUGGCCGGUUUCAUUAGCACCGUUAGCUGUUUCGUGCUCGGUGUUUGCCUUCGCCUGCAAUCGAACCCGCAGAACAAGGACCAAUUCCUGGGAAUCUCGCCCGAACGGGGAUUCGCUGAUUUCGUGUUUGCACAAAUUAUUCUCCAUCUGGUCGUUGUUAAUUUCAUCGGCUAGAAACACAAAGUCCAUGAUACCAUGAAAUUAGAUUUUGUAAGCUGAUAGAGUAAAAUAUAAUGAAAAAUACAUGAUGAA
Anopheles bellator is the source of this 527-nucleotide messenger RNA. It is a transcript of the gene Dad1, whose product is annotated as dolichyl-diphosphooligosaccharide--protein glycosyltransferase subunit DAD1. Gene Ontology annotation, biological process: protein N-linked glycosylation. The coding region runs from base 111 to 449 and encodes 112 amino acids. Gene Ontology annotation, cellular component: membrane; oligosaccharyltransferase complex. Lineage: Eukaryota; Metazoa; Arthropoda; Insecta; Diptera; Culicidae. The transcript has 2 exons. The record is from RefSeq and is a predicted model, not a curated record.